GGCUUGGGAGUUGAUAUACUUUCGACCUGUGAUGCAAAAUAAGGCGACUUUAACUCAAUCGAAAAAGUUCCAUUCUUGUAUUCCCUUGGAUAGCCACCAUCUUUGGUCUUGAUACAAUCUUGAAUACUUAAGAAAUACUGGGCGAGCACUCCUCGUAGAUCGGGUUCUGGCCCUCAAUAAAAAAGUAAAAAAGUACACAAAGUGAUACCUCAAUAAACCCUCCCUUUUUUUUACACUUAUUAUAUGUAUAAAUCUCUAGACAUUGAACAAUACAUUCAAGAGCAAUUACAAAGUAACGCCCCUGUCUCGCUUGCCAGAUUUGUAGCUGACAAACGUCAGUUUAUUGUCGAAAAUACCGAUAUCCCAGAAUUUCAGGAUAUUAAAGGAGCUUGGUCAAGUAAAUUUGGCAAUACAGCCAAGCGACUGAAAGUAACUCCUAGUGAAACACGAAAAAGUAUUAAUUGGGAUAGCUUAUCAUCAGCAAUACUAAAACACUUUUCUCAAAUAAAUGCUUCACCAGACCCUGUUGCAUUGGACACUUCAAGUAAAACUUCUUCAAAACAAAAUAAGUCUUCACCCACUUUAUCGACAACUUCCGCAUCAAAACGCGAUUCUUUUCCAUUAACACCAGAAGCUCGAGUAGAGUUUGAAAAAAAGUUUCGUUCCAUGGAUCCUGAAAUGAAAUGGGUUCUUGAAUCAGGAAGAGCGGUUGAAGAUGUCAUGUUUGAUCUGGGUUCCCGUUUAAUAAACGAACAGUAAGUACUUUUAUAAGAGAUUGAUUUAUUUUAGAUAGUAUCAACGAGGGUUAAUCACUAUGCUUAUAUGAAGGAAAAGGUUAUCG
Molecule: messenger RNA, 841 nt
Organism: Zychaea mexicana
Lineage: Eukaryota; Fungi; Mucoromycota; Mucoromycetes; Mucorales; Lichtheimiaceae
Exons: 4
Coding region: 244-759 (171 amino acids)
Source: RefSeq, a predicted model, not a curated record